Messenger RNA from Alternaria metachromatica, 1497 nucleotides. RefSeq lists its product as uncharacterized. The record is from RefSeq and is a predicted model, not a curated record. The coding region runs from base 1 to 1497 and encodes 498 amino acids. Gene Ontology annotation, molecular function: protein serine/threonine kinase activity; ATP binding. Lineage: Eukaryota; Fungi; Ascomycota; Dothideomycetes; Pleosporales; Pleosporaceae. The transcript has 3 exons. Gene Ontology annotation, biological process: peptidyl-serine phosphorylation; peptidyl-threonine phosphorylation.
AUGUUCGAAAGGACAGAGGGAAAAAAGUUCAUUCCAAGAAGCACUUUCGAUGAGAUCUUGGCGAGAACCGCAUCAACUCAGAGGGACAGACGCAAUUUUGUGCUUCGAGUUAUGGGCAGAGAACUAAACAGGCCUAGCGAGGAAGACAUCGCACUCGCAGAUUACAUCCUGGGAAGCGCACAGAAGGUUUUCCUCAUCGCAGUUUACAUACAAUUAGACCAACUCCACGCCGCAAUGAAUCUAUUCAAAGAUGCUAGGUUCACAGAUGAGAGGUUGCCGAUUAAAGAAUGGAAAGGGGACAAGUUGAAGUGUGAACUAAAGAGUCAUCCAUUCGUGCUGAUGGAGAAGGAGAAAGACAAAAGCAAGAGCACAAAGCGCAUAUGGCGUGUUCAUUCCAUCAGUUUAUUCCAGGACGACCAGUGGAUUUUCCUCACACCGACCAUUUCAGCACAUGAUCAGAAUCGCAGUUUUGACAACCGCUGUCCAAUACCGUUUACUACGAAGAACACACAGCAAAGAAGCGGCGCACAUGGCAUUGUAUACAAGUAUACUAUCCACCCUGCGCAUUACAAGAAUUCACUUCAUCAGUACGAGACCGAGCCCUCCGUGGUCGCUGUCAAGGCCUUUCGGACCGGCGGCAAGAACGUGGCUGGCGAUGUGAAAAGAGAAGUCGACGCGUUGGCCAAGAUGAACCAACUCGGACAAAAGCAUAUUGUCCGGUUCAUCACGUCCUUUCAGCGCGGUACACAAGAGGAUCUGGAACACUAUGUUUUGUUCGAGUGGGCGGACGGCGGGAACCUCAGCGACUUUUGGCAUCAACCACAAACACCAAAGCGAACGGCCUCGUUAGUCAAGUGGGUAAUCGAGCAACUUUGUGGACUUUCAAGAGCGCUCAGAGCAGCCCAUUAUAUGCCAAAUGGGGCAUGUUACCGCCACGGUGAUUUGAAACCCGGCAACAUCCUCUGGUUCCCUGACAGCGAUGGAUAUGGCACGCUCAAGAUCGGUGACUGGGGUGAGGCAAAGAUUCACAAUCAAGUUACUGCAUUGCGCCACGGUCGCGUGGACACAACUGCGAAGUACGGCACAAGAAGAUACGAACCACCAGAGACUGGCCUGCAUCCGCUUCUGCCGAAGGGGACUCCGCAUGUAAGGUCCCGCUUAUACGACCUCUGGGGUAUGGGCUGUAUCAUCCUCGAGUUUAUCAUCUGGCUGUUGUACGACCAUGAAGAGCUCAGUAGAUUCAACAACAGUAAUCAAGGAUACUUCGGUUCUUCUGACAUGUUCUACGAGAUUAGUCACGAGAGAGUUGUACGAAUCCAUCGCGUUCUCAACUCGGAGGAGGUGAACACUACUGGUAUCGAAACCAGGGGCCAAGAUCAGCGCCAGGGGACAUCAUUGGCAUGCCUCAUCUACCGGUACCUACUGGCCACAGAGCGCAACCUGAUGACCUCAUCACCCCUGCAAUUGACAUGGUCGAUUAUGCGCAUCCAUCAUUAG